AUGGAGCCGGCGCUGCAGCAACGGGAUCAUGAAGUCGAAAACAACACUGAGCUAACGCAUGCCAAACCCGAACCGAGACCCGCCGCUACUGCCGACGACCACCGGGAGACGCCCAAGAUGCUGGCUCACGACUCCAUGGUCACCGUCAGGCUAUCCGAGCCGCCUGUCCUGACUCUCGACACCAGCAUCAGCCCCGACUCUCCUCCGAUGAGGAGACCCAGCACCGUUCGAAUCGAAAAGGUGCCGUAUUCUGUUGAGAAGGCAGAGGCGGAGAACCUGCGUAAGAGCGAGACCGACGAUUCGCCGCCUAGUGACCCAGCCACGCCACUACCUGCCACGAACUCCACGAAGAGCCUCCAGGACGAGCUUGUGGACUGCGAGGAGGACAACGAAGAAGGAGACGAGGGUCGAGCUCAAGGAGGCCUUGGAGAGCCUCAAGCUCAGAGCAUCCCCGAGGAGGAGGAGGAGGAAGAAGAAGAAGAAGAAGACGAAGAAGAAGACGAAGAGGUCAAUUGGGACGAAUUGCAAAAAUCAGAAGCACAAGAGCCUAGGGACGCAGACACAGACAGAUCAACAGCCAUGUUGUUGGCUAUGCUGGAGCAGGAAAACGACAAGCUAGCCACGAACCCCAAGAGCAUCAAAGUUCAGGCUGUUGAGCAAGUCGCCGCUUCCAAUCGCCCCAGACCGCCAUCGAUGGCACAGUUACGACACAUGGUCCACGGGCCAACGCCCCCAGCCCUGCGAUACUCGAUGCUCCCGCCGCCGCCGAUGACGGAUCUAGAGUUUUACGCUGCACUCGUUAAGGACUACCAGCAGACGGCUGCUCGAUUGCCGACUCUCCUCUCCAACAAGAUCCGCAAAGGCAUCCCUCCUCCUCUACGAGGAGUUGUGUGGCAAAGCAUGGCGGGCGCUCGCGACUCGGCACUAGAAGAGCAAUUCGAGCGAUUCAGCGGGGAGACGAGCCCCUACGAACCCAUUAUUGGUAAAGAUCUUGGGCGAAGUUUUCCAGGCGUCGACAUGUUUCGCGACCCCGAAGGCGACGGGCAGCGCAUGCUCGGCAGAGUGUUGAAAUGCUUCAGUCUCUACGAUACAAAGAUUGGUUAUUGCCAGGGACUCGCAUUUCUUGUUGGUCCGCUAUUGAUGCACAUGCCUGACAAGCAGGCGUUUUGCGUAUUGGUCCGCUGUUUCCUGCCCGACCUGUCAGGACUGCAUGUGCGCAUCCAUCAAUUCCGAGAGCUCCUUCGAGAACACAUGACGCCAGUGUCGAACCACCUAGAGGACCUGCAAGUCGAUCCGGCGUACGUUUCACAGUGGUUCCUCAGCUUUUUUGCCGUAACAUGUCCCCUGCCAAUGCUGUUUCGCAUCUACGAUGUUAUCUUUGCCGAGGGGGCCCCGGAGACCCUGAUGCGGGUCGCCCUAUCCCUGAUGCAGAAGAACCAGGCCCGGAUAUUAGCGUGCACCGAGCUCGAGGAUGUCAUGCAACUCCUCCUUUCGAGAGGUCUCUGGGAUUGUUACCAUUACAACGCAGACGAGUUUGUCCAGGAUUUUGUCAGUUUAUCGGGCGUUGUCACUCGAGAGAAAUUGCUCCAGUUGGAACAGGGGUACCGAGACGCGCAGAUCGCUAGCGCAAAUGCGGCGCGUUCCUCCGACGUGACCACUGCAGCCUCCCGAUUCCUCGGCCGCAUUUGGGCUUCCUCCACCAUCAUCUCCCCGAAGUCCUCCUCCACCCUCAGCCCGGGCCUCACCGCUCCGUCACGGCCUUUGAGUAUGUUGCGCAGGAGCACCUCUAAGCAGAGCCUGGCCUCCACCCUCAAUUCGAUGGAAGCCAGCUCCGUCAGCGUCCUCAGUUCUGCAUCCACCGAAGCCACUACCGUAUCCCGAGACUCAUCCAACACCGACGACAAUUCAUCCCUCCGCGAAUCGACGCCCAUCCCUGGCGGCAAGGCACUGUACGGCAACGGCGGCAAGAACAACAAGGAAAAUGCCCUGCAUACCCAGAUCGAAGACCUUCUCACCGCCUUGACCGAAUUGCAACGAAACCACGCCCAGCUCGCGAACGAACUACAGAAAGAAAGAGAACAGCGCGAGGAGGAUAAACAGGCCGUCCGAUCGCUGCUAGAUGGUCUGCGCAAGAAGGCCAGCAACGACUCUGUUAGUACCGAUGCGAGCGUCGAUACUCUCAAAGCAGCCGAUGACCCCGCAGCUAAGGCACGCGAGGGAGGCCAGGGAGACGUGUCCACUUCCAAGACUGAUGAGCAGGCCGGACCCUCACCAGAGGAUCUAUCGCAGCUCCUCGACACCGUUGAGGAACGGUUUGGGCGUCAUGGCAGCAGCGAUCGUAGAAUGUCCCGAGGAGAGUCAAAGUCGCAGAUGCAACAGGAAUUGCAGCAACUCAAGGAUCAGCUCGCCAGUGCGGUGUCGCAAUCCCAGGACUACAACCGAAAGAUCCACGACUUGGACCAGGAGAUAUCCGCCCUGAAGGAUCAAGUGCGUGAAUCACACUCACACGCACGCCUCCUGCACCAAGACAAACAGCGACUAGAGAAACAGAUACAUAGCAUGAGGGCGCGGGCAUCGGCCGCCGAAGCGGAUAGUAAUACUCAGCACGACAGCGAUGGACCCACGCGGAAGAGCUCUGCGAGCGGCUCAAGUGGCUUGAGAGAGCUCAAGCUUGGUAGGAGCAAGUCGACACCGUCUCAAGCCGGAUCGAUGUUUAACAAGCGGUCUUCGUCUCUGCCCAAGCCUCACGACUCAACCCCUCCACCAUCCACCCAGGCCCCUCCACCUAUGCCACCUACGGACGACCAACACGAGGCGUUGUUGCUGGAGCUCGUUCAGGCCAAGACUGCCGAAGCUAUCGCCAGGCAAGAGGCCGAAGAGACCAAGCAGAAACUGGAAAGCCUGCGCAAGGCCUAUGGUCUCGCGGCCGCAGAGACACCGCCAGCGGUAGGACCGGCCGCCUCGGCCGCCACAGCCGCCAUGGGCGUUUUCGGCCGUCUUACCGGCGCAACUACAGAACCCAUCAAACCCGCCUCACCGGCGACAACUCCGGCUGCGGCUGCGGCGCCUGCGGCCGGAGGAUUCUGGGGCUGGAGGAGAUAG
This is a messenger RNA of Colletotrichum spaethianum, 3102 nucleotides long. RefSeq names its product EVI5-like protein. The record is from RefSeq and is a predicted model, not a curated record. Lineage: Eukaryota; Fungi; Ascomycota; Sordariomycetes; Glomerellales; Glomerellaceae. Bases 1 to 3102 code for a protein of 1033 amino acids. The transcript is spliced from 3 exons.